AUGAGUAAGAAAGUACAAUCAAUAUUUAUAUUACCAAAUAAUGAUAAAUUAACAACUUGUAAAACAUGUGAAAUGACAUAUAAUCAAUCAAUCAAUAAUGAAGUAAAAAUUCACAAUAAGUAUCAUUUAAAAUUCACUAAUGGUUUAAAUUGGCCUCAUCUGUUAAUUGAUAAAACAUUGGAUACAAUAACUAUAGUAGAUAAAAAAGUGAAAUCAACUAAUCAUAAAUCAAUUAUAUCAAAAGAAAUGAAACUUGCAAAAGUCAUCUCAAUUGACAAAAUGAACAAAAAUCAAGUUUUAAAGACUGAGUCAUUAUUAAGAAUGUGUAAUUUGGAAUUGAAUGCUACUCCAGACUCAAAACAAUGGCAAAAAUUUCAAUAUCAAUCAUCAAAGGCUUUUAUUUUAGUUAUUGAUAAGAAAGCGAUUGGAAUAUGUACCACUGAUGAAAUUAAGCCAAUUGAUAGUCGAUGGAUGAUUUAUAAAACUCAACAAAUUGUGACUGAUAAAGAGAUUAAAAAUGUCAAAAUUGGCAUUUCUAGGAUUUGGAUUGCUCCGAAAUGGAGAGGGUUUGGAUUGGCUAAAAAACUACUAGAAAUUGUUUUAAAAUAUUCAAUUUAUGGUGUUGUUUUAAAUAAAAAUCAAAUUGCUUUUAGUCAACCUAGUUACAGUGGUUGUCAACUUGCAAAAUCAUUCAAUGGUGUCUUACACAAGAGUGGUGAGGUACUAAUACCUGUGUAUUUAGAAGGUUAA
Messenger RNA from Insectozyma verbasci, 750 nucleotides. The record is from the annotation of a GenBank genome assembly. NCBI's taxonomy places the organism in Eukaryota, Fungi, Ascomycota, Pichiomycetes, Serinales, Debaryomycetaceae.